AUGUUUCGCAACCGUAGAACAUCGCAAAAGCCCGGCGAGGAGUUCAUCAACAAGUUCCGCAAGUCGUUCCCCGACGUCAUUUCUUCGAUCUCUUUUCCCGGUGAUGACAGGCAGGGUAGUUCGGUCAACCAAGCUACUCUAGACUCUGAAAUCCAUGACAGGCCUGAAAACGAUGAAAUCAAUAAACCCAACGAUCCGACUCCGAGGGCGCUCCAGGACAUCAGAUUCACACCCUCCGUUUUGGAUCCAAACUCGUUUCAAUUCAUGGACUUUGCAAACCAACCCCCCGGCUACUAUACACCCAAUACCGGGGGAAUGACAACGAUAUACCACCCUCAAGCCGGCGACCUUCACACGCCGUUACCCUACAACCUUGGCACUCCGAUAUCAAUACCAAAUACAAUAUCAGCAAGCCAGCCUGUCGACCCUCCCGGCGACAUGAAUGUCAACAACUUUACUCCAAAUAUGCAGCACUUCAUGCCCCAGCCAUUUCAAAAUAUGAAUCCUUUCGCCGAGCAAACAGCCUUCGCUCCCAACUCAUUCAUACAUCGAGAUUCGACAUACGACCCUAUGGAUAGAUCGGAGGAAUCUUCAAUGGAUCAAAUGACAAUGCAAGGCGGCCAACCUUUGAACAUGAUGAUGCCAAAUGUUGGAUUCUCGGAACAAAUGGAUGUUAGGUCUGAUGCGCAGACCGAGAAAUUCCGAUACGGCGUUACGUUACGUGCCCCAACUGCCAUGAUCAAACACCAUGAUGAAAUACCAAUGACUUACCUCAACAAAGGACAGGCUUAUUCGAUAUCCGUUGUAGAUACUGCUCCUCGCCCCCCCAGCAGUCAGCCUUGCAAAUACCGCACAUUUAUACGCGUCUCUUUCGAAGAUGAACAACAACGGUCAAAGCCUGCUACUUGUUGGCAAUUAUGGAAAGAGGGACGAGGUUCUAGCGAAGCUUAUCAACGAGGCGGUAAGCUCCUUGCCGUGGAAUACGUCGAUCCCAUGCAGGGUGGAGAUGAAGAUCAACGGUAUCGGCAGGUCGAACUCCAAAACGCUUCUUUCGAUGGCUUUUGUGUUACUUGGACUGCCAACCCGACUGCUGGUUCCGCUGAUUGUGCGAUUUCUGUUCGUUUCAAUUUUCUUUCGACCGACUUUAGUCAUUCGAAGGGUGUUAAAGGCAUCCCUGUCCGGUUAUGCGCGAAGACGGAGAUUUUGACGCCGAACGAUGCAGCACCUAGCCUGCCAGCAGCCGAGGUGUGUUAUUGCAAAGUCAAGCUUUUCCGCGAUCACGGCGCGGAACGGAAAUUGUCAAAUGACAUUGCACAUGUUAAAAAGAACAUGGACAAGCUAAAGCAGCAAAUAGCCCAGAUGGAGAUGGGAGGAGGUAAUUUCAACAAACGCAAACGUAGUAGUGUGUCCAUUGCGACCAAGGUUUCUGACCAUCGACCAGUCAAGAUUCCCAAACACAAACGCACGUGGUCCAUGGACUCACAAGAAAACGGCGGCAAGCUUUCUCCCGAAGACGAUCUCCAUCUCCGAUAUUCAAUGUUGCAAGACAUGUUUUCGUCGACCCGUCCGAUCAGCGUUCUUAACCUUCGAGGCGACGAACAAGACGACCCCGAUCUCUUCCCCGUCGCGCUACCGAGCCAGAAAUUCGAUCACCUUUCCCGCCAAAGCACUCUCGAAUCUUUACGCAGCGUUGAUGGAGGCUCUGGUGCUUCAGUUAUUUUGUCACCGACUAACAGUAGUAUUUCACUCAACUCUCCUCGACGACCGCCGGAACUGCAGCUACCAAAUAAUGCAUCAAAUCGGAAUGAUGAUGGUAUAGAUUGGUCGAACGCUAACCUACAGUCAUCUACACUCAACCAGCCCACGAAGGUCAGAAAGAAUACGACUACCGGCUAUAUCGAAGCAAUAGAUAUCGACCCAACUUAUAAUCCGCCGGCAGAGCGUCCGCCAAAACCGAUUGCAUGUUUCUAUAUUCGCUUUCCGUCUGAGCAAGGGGACGAUUACUACCGUGCAGUUUACUUGAACGAGCGCACUGUUCAUAAUUUGAUGAAUAAGAUUUCGGAGAAGUACAAGAUAGAUGAAGAUCGUAUCGUUCGACUUCUUCGCAUCAAUCACAAUGGACUGAGGAUCAUGAUGGACGACGACAUUGUUCAGCAACUUCCUGAAGGCCAAGACAUGGUGGCUGAAUUUUCCGAUGCAUCUAACUUCCAGAUUGCUACUCCCGACGUGGACUCGCCCACAUCCGCCGUCGAAGUGAGCUUGAAAUAUUAA
Molecule: messenger RNA, 2271 nt
Organism: Talaromyces proteolyticus
Lineage: Eukaryota; Fungi; Ascomycota; Eurotiomycetes; Eurotiales; Trichocomaceae
Product: putative CP2 transcription factor
Exons: 5
Coding region: 1-2271 (756 amino acids)
Biological process (GO): regulation of transcription by RNA polymerase II
Cellular component (GO): nucleus
Molecular function (GO): RNA polymerase II cis-regulatory region sequence-specific DNA binding; DNA-binding transcription activator activity, RNA polymerase II-specific
Source: RefSeq, a predicted model, not a curated record